CCGCCCCGCCCCGCGCGGGCAGCACCGCCCGGAGCGGCCGCGGGGCUGUGAGGCGGCGGAGCCCGCCGGGCCGCGGGCGCAGGGCGAGGGACGGGCCCGGAGCGGAGCGGGACGGGACGGGACGGCGGCCAUGGCCGCGCUGCCGCUGCCCGCGCGGGGGCGGCGGGGGGCGCUGCACGAGCCAGAGCCGGGGGAGCCGGAGCGCAAGCGAGUAUGCAAGCCAUUAGAAACCAUUCCAAAUGAGCCUGAUGCUUGCCUCAUUGACUGUGCCAUGGAGCUGGAUUUGAAACAGAAAAUCUCCACUGACUGUAGUCCUUGGGCUACAAAGGCAAAGCAAAAUUCAAUGAUUUUUGAAAACCAUGGAAGCAGAGGUACUGCCCAGCCUUGCCCAAGAUGUAUUGCUGGAGAAUCUGGACACUUCAAUCAUAUCCUGGGCUUCUAGAAACUGAGAGACGGCAGAUCAGCAACGCCGCUUUUCUUUUUAAAUUCUCCAGAUGCACCUGUGACCACUGUAUAUCUGGAUAUCUGUACAUUCACUCACGGCGUGGAUUUGUGCAUGGUAUUCAGCAUAGAGUCUGCUGUAUGUGUUACUCUUUCAGAGCACAAUUACAGAUAUCAUUGGUUUUACACUUGAAAAAAUGCUUCUGCUUUUCAGGUAGCUCAGUAUAUGUUAAAAAAAGAAGUUGAUUGAAUGUUUUAGAUUAAUUAAGUUGAUCUGGCCUUGGCCCAGUCUUCACCUGGGACUGGGCCAAAGGUCGUGUUGAUACAAGAGAUUUUCCUGUCUCUCUUGAGCACUUUCUCUAACACUCUUGAAAAUGGUCCUUGCAUAUACUUGGGUACAGGGCCGGCAGUUUUAGCUUAGCUCUAUAUAUGCAGGCAGAAAUGGGAGGACAGAAAUGUCUUCAUUUUUAGAUGACUGUUCAGCUUUGCAGCUGCGAAGGCCAGUAAAAAACUAUUGAAACUGAUGUUUAAAUCCGAAAUAUGCAUCCAAUUCAGGUAUCUUACACGCUAUACUUCUGGUUUAUUUACAACAAGCAGAGUUUGUGAAUGUGGCAGGUGAGUAUUUAAUAGAAAAAGCAGUAUUAUUUGAACAAUGCUCUAUAAAGUGAAGAUGAAUAGUAAUGCAGCUUUGGAGUCCUCACAAAGCCUUGACUCUGUCUUUCCAGUUAUUGUGAUAUUGGAACAAAUCUGUUUAAAAAGUUUUAAACUUGUCAUCCAACGUGAUUCUACUGGCUUGCCACAAAUAAUUCUGUCUACAUUUUCCCAGUAUAAAGCACUAUAUAAUUUUUAAACACCUUCAGACUUUUAGAGUCAAAGACAGCUGAGUUGCGCUGUUUGGGUGUGACACUUGAGUGGCUGCUCUGGUUUAGGCAGAAUGGUCCUGCAAGCCCAGAACUGCAUGGCAGCACGUUAACCCUCUGCACUGGAGGGAAAUUGCUGUGACCUGCCAAAGUUCACAAAGAAAGCAAUCUCCGCUGCCUGGAGACCUGCUGAGCUAUAGCUCUGCCCUGCUGCCACUCAGCUUUCGGGCAGAGUUCAACCCAAAACAGAUACGGCAGGUGUAACAGCAUUUGGCCUCUCCUGUUCUGAGAGCAGCCAGCAGCCAGUUUAAAUGAAAAUGGUAGCUCUGAAGUUGCAAAAAUCUAGUGACAGGCUUUUAAAGGCUAGUUUCCCAAUGGGGUUUAUCAGGCUGCACAAUCCUUAGCCGAAGGUUUUUCAGAGUCCUAGAAUGCUUCCCAUAUUGUGUGUGGAGUUGUAGCUAGCACUGAGUUAACUAUUAUUAAGGAGAUGUUCUUCCUAAAUACAUGAAUAUCAUAUAAAUACUGAAUUCAGUUAGGUAAUAGAUGAGGAAAUAAGUCUGUAAAGCAGACCUGCACUAAAUUAGCAUAGAGACUGUUUGGCUAGGAAAGAAGUUUCCUCCAAGCCAAUAAAAAUUUUAAUUACAUCGGAAAUAAAUAUUUUCCAAGUGUGAAAUUUUUCAGACACUUCAAUAUUUUCUUCAAUCACAAGAACAGUACAAUCCAUUAAAAGAUCAAAUCUCCAAGAAACACAGUGGUCUUAAAAAUUGUAUUGUCCUUGUUACCUUGAAGAUCUGAAACUCAUCUUGAAUCCUCCCACUCCCAAUACAGGUUGAUGCAAGUGAUAGUAUCUGUCUGAGCUAGAAAGGAAUGUAUCCUCACUUGAAACGAUAGUAUAAUGAGCAAAUUCCCGUAUACUGAUAUCAGAGUUUAUCAACUCGUGCAAAAUAAUAAUACAAAAUGUUUUCUAAAGAUGGAAAUUACAUAUUUGUGACUAAGACAACUAUUAUUUUCUGGGCAAUUCAUUUCUACAACAUUUUCCAACCCUUUUUUUUUAAAAAUCCUGGUAAUAAUAGCAGAAAAAAAAAAAAAGAUGGCUAACCCUCAGUUCCUCUGCUGUUAAAGCUGAAAUAGCUGCUUGAAGGUAAAAUGUUUUUGAAAGUUUAGUUACUGCAAAGUGACUCCAAACCUGUUCUAUUUCAUCAAGUAAAAUGUUUGACAAGUAAUGAUUAGUAGAACAGUGUUUGGUCAAAAUUUAGGGUAUCCCAAGAAGAGAAUACCAAAAGUAGCCUCGGACUCCAUGAUGGAAGAGUUUUCUGCUAGAAUAUAUUAGAGUGUGUUUAAAACAGGGGGAUAUGUCUAUGGAUUAUCAAACCAAAGGGUGCUUUUCAUUUAAAUAACUCAAAUUUCAUCGUGUUAAGAAUUCACAGAUACCAGUGCAUAUAUUUCUGCUUAACUCUAUUUUAAUCUGGUAUGGAACAUGGCAAAACGAAGAACCAAUUGGUUUUCCUCAUGGUCCUCAUAGGUUUUGUGCCAUGUUCUUUUUCAUUCUUCUCCUUUUAGAGUAACUAUUACUUGUUUUUUGUAAAAUCUUAUCAUAUAUAAAUCACAGGAUUGGUCAUAGUUCAUGGCUGCAUUACAGAGGCUGAUGAAGUCAUACUAGUGUUCGAUUUUAAUGUAAUUUUUUCCUAUCAGUCUUCCCAUCAUUACUGGACACUGUGCAGGUAUUUUAUUACACUGUCCACCCUGACUCUCCAGACUGUCCUUGGAGAUUACUGCAUCUCUACAGCUGAACAAAACAGGAGAACUUUAUCCCAUUUUUUACUCUGUAACCUGCAGUGUAAACACGAGCCUGUUGUACUUUCCUUACACUGUUAAAAACCUAGUGCUGCAGUUUACAUCAAAGCUAACUGAUGAAUAGUUAUGUUAUUCACAUGUCCAACAUCUAAAUGGGCUGCUGUAGGAAGUAACUUGAGUAAAAUGGUCACAAAUAGGGUUUUUGUUUGGUUUUAACUUUAGGCUUUUACAUUCUCCAGGAACACAAUAUAGGAUAUGUCAGAUCAAUUCUAUUAAUAAUAUUUAAAUAAAACCCCCUCUGUUCCCCUAUCAAUUUCAUCUGUUUUGAGAAUGAACUCCAAAAUGAGUGUAGAAAUAGAUUAGCUAGUGGAAAUUAACUCCCCUCAUUUUCAGCCAAUCCCAAUUACUACUGUCACGUAGUUACACUGAGUGUUGUCAAUAAAACACAUUAGUACAGAAAUGGAGUGAAAACCACUUGGCAGUGACCAUCCCUGCUGCAUCGUAACACAAUUUGUAAUGAAAGAGCGGGUAUUAAAAAAAAAAGGUUUUGAUACAGAAAUGUGAUGCCUAUCUUCCUUAGCAGAGAUUUCUAUGAAAACUCAGCUGUAUCUUUCUGUUCCUUCAGAGCUGAUCAAGUGUUUUAAUUUUUGCAUCCCUAACAUUUCAAUUUGGGGGAUAGUUGUCACUGGUUAUUAAACUGCAAAAGCCCCAGACCAGGUCAGUUGGGAACACCUGGUUCGGUACCCUCCAGGCUCCAGUGACUAGUAGCAGCAGACGCACGGGAAGAGUCCAGGAAACAGGUCACGCACGGAAUGGAAAGACUUUUUACAAAUACAAACCCAGUAUUUCAUGUCAAGUUUUGUUGUGGGCAUCCUGUCUGGCCUCAUAGCUAGGCCUUGAACAUCAGAUAUCACAACAAUUAUGAAAAUGUCAGUAAUUUCCAACAGUAUUUUUUCCUUCGCUGUUGUUUGUUGAUAUAAAAAAUGUAUUGGCUAUCAGGAGAAUGUUAAACUUUACUUUUUUUAUUAAGCAUUGGUACCUUCAAUAUUUAAGAUGUAGUUCUCAUGUGACUGGAAUUCAAGUGUGUGUGUACAUACACACUUCAUUUCUGCAGUGCACGGAUACUCUUGCUAGUAUUUGUCAAAAAUAGCAGCUCCCUCCUUUCUCUUUUUCUUGAAUUGGCUUGCAAUAUUAAAAACAAAAAAAAGGAAACGUCUGGGAGUUGCAGUUGAAGCAGGAGCGUAACUGUGCUGUAUGUUUUUAUUCCGUGUUCUGCAUCCUUCCUUCUUGCGGAAGGCCAUCAGUCCCAACAAAAACUUGAACAGAUUUGACUUACAUUUCUGGGAGCGCUGCUGCUGCUAACGGAAGUGCUCUGGAUAGAUGGACGUUUUAGCUGUACUCUCUGUAGAGCAUCCCGAAGUGAAAUAACCGCUGUUGCUCGCUUGGUGAGCCAGAGUUUCGGUCCAAGUGUUCCUUGCUUCGCAGGGCAGCACAGCACCUGCGGGAUGUGGCUGUGCCUGCUUCCCCUGCGCCUCGCUCUGCCCUCUCCCGCUGACUGCAAACGCGUUCAGCUCUUUACAGACAUCAUCCUUGGCCCUCAUUUUUCCAUAAACGAGAAUGCAUACAUUUCUGGAUAAACUUUGAAGCCAAUCUCUCAGCUAGGAUGUGAAUCCUUACUCCGUGCUUUCUAACGGAGUAAGGAAUGCUUUUAUAAAUCAGCCAGUAUGAAAACAAAUCGUAGUUUAAUAGUUUAAUAUAUUGAAAGUUUAUAAUUGUGCGUUUUUUUUUUAAAUAGAUGCACUGUGUUUGUAAUUUAUUUCAGGAUUUGUCAGUCAGGAUCUAAAAGCUGUUGCAGUAGGUACAGGUGACUGCCGGACAGGUCAGGCCAGGGGAAUAUUGCUUUAAAGCAGAUUUGUGUCAAAUCUGCAGUAGAACCACAAAAUUAUUUUUGUAAGACUUUUCUUCACCUUGUAUAACUAUGAAAUUUUGUUUUAUUGAUAAAAAUUAUAUAUUCUUUAUACUUCCUAAUACUGUGGUUUGUACACAGAAUAACCUGAGUGAUACUUUAUUUACAUGUAUAAAGUAAAAUAGGCAUAUGGUCUGUUUCAAUUGCAGUUAAAAUGAUAUAAUCUAAUAUUUUUAACUUUGUAUUUUGUAAAUUGUUACUUACAGAAGCAGAAGCAUUAAACACCACUUUGGUUACAGCGUGAAA
Messenger RNA from Grus americana (Whooping crane), 5307 nucleotides. It is a transcript of the gene C7H10orf143, whose product is annotated as chromosome 7 C10orf143 homolog. Bases 131 to 442 code for a protein of 103 amino acids. The transcript is spliced from 4 exons. Lineage: Eukaryota; Metazoa; Chordata; Aves; Gruiformes; Gruidae. The record is from RefSeq and is a predicted model, not a curated record.